AUGGCCUCUCUUGUAGCAUUCAUGGGCCGGAAGCUGGAAAUUGAGAUCAUCCGUCUCCUCAAGAAGAAGAGGCUUGACCCUGAAUUUUCUGUACCCGACGAGAUUAAUGAACUUGAUAUCUUCAAGCGUGAUCCCUCUGAGUUGCCUGAACUUUCAAAGAUAAACUGCGAUGAACAAGCGUGGCCCUUUUUCUCUGAACCAUAUAAGAACGUAAAGGGUAAACAAGCCCACCUAACAAAUGGAAACUGGGAAAAAACAGGUAACGAUCGUGAAGUCAGGGAUAAAAGUACUGGCAAGGGAAUCGGUGGCAAAAAGAAUUAUGUUUACUAUAAACGUGGUGGUUUACCUAAGCAGAAGAUCAAGACUGACUGGGUUAUGCACGAGUACUAUGUUGAUGAUGACGACUCUCGUUAUAAGUGUUGA
Messenger RNA from Pistacia vera, 423 nucleotides. Its product is annotated as NAC transcription factor ONAC010-like. The transcript is spliced from 3 exons. The record is from RefSeq and is a predicted model, not a curated record. The coding region runs from base 1 to 423 and encodes 140 amino acids. NCBI's taxonomy places the organism in Eukaryota, Viridiplantae, Streptophyta, Magnoliopsida, Sapindales, Anacardiaceae. Gene Ontology annotation, molecular function: DNA binding. Gene Ontology annotation, biological process: regulation of DNA-templated transcription.